UUUUAACGGACAACGAAGAGGCCCCUCUCCCCUGUGUAUCAACACAGUCGUCGAUCUUCCAGGAUAGUGUUAUCGUUCGACCGCACAGUUAUCUGAAAUAGUUAUCACUCCGACGUACACACACCGGCGAGUUCGAGUGGCAAGAUGACAAGAUCGAAAUGAGUGAUUCGCUCGAUAUCGUGACAAUGGAGACCCCGUGCCUCGAGUCCGAAAAUUGUCUGAAGGUAUCCUCGACGAUGCAGAACGUGGCGCGGCAGGACUCGGGCGUACCGGAGGAUCUCGCGUCGCCUAUCAAUGAGGCGCAGACACUCAACGGAGACGAAGAUCCAGAUCUCACUAUGAACAGCGAAUGCAACAUCACGGUGAUCCAUAUUACCGAGUCACAGAAAACGAAUGAGAAGUCGCUGGCCGAGAAUAAGGACAGCAAGGACGGCAGCGACAGCGGAGUCGAGGGUUGCACGACGGAAGUUCCAAGAGUACGCAGUAGGAAUAGUAUCGACUACGCGAGUAGUUGCGGUGGUUUGGACGAGGCCUCUUGCGAUUCUAGUCUUGUAAGUUGUUGCUCGGUGUACGAGGAUCCAUGCGGAUCCACGUUGCCAGAUGACGUUCGGCUAGGCGCCACCGGUGGGGAAGGUACGAGCGAGGGUGGUAGCGAAAGUUCGUCCAUCGCUGGCAGCGUGUCCAUACGAACGAGUCGUAUGAACGUGAAGAGGACCACGACCGCUUCCAGCGUGACUAAGAAAAAAACUUCAAGCGCUACCGAGACUUCGCAAAAGAAUGCUCGCGCGAAACCAACGAAUAAUACAACUCCGGGUUGUAUGAAUCUGGGUGUGACGACACCGCGAUCCAAGUCGCGAACAGCGACUCCUAGAAAUAUCCUGACCAAGACGCAAAGCACGAGUAAGGAACGGGAGCGGGACCGUCCGCGAUCAAGAGAGAAAUUGACUGUCCGUGAAUCGCUCGUUGUGGAGGUCACCAAGACGCCUGUUGGUAGCCGCGGUACGGCGACAUACGGUUGUCGAUCCAGCAGCAACGCCAUGUCCAAUCUGGCAUCGACUCCCACUUCGUCUUCCGUCACGAGAACGAGGACGAGAGCGUUGCCUGACUCGCUACCGUCCGCGCUGACCACGGAGAUCAACAAGGAUCUCGCGCAACGUAGUGGACGGGCCGUUAGAAAUGAUUCCUCGAGAUCAAGGGCGACUUCCAGCACGCGAGGAGUGCGCACGCCAGUGUCCACGCCGUCCGAGGAAACAAGAAAAAAGUUACCUUCCUUGUCAACUCCCCGUGCUCUCUGCGCCAAAAAUACCACUUCGCAUAUAUCUGAUAAUAAAGCUGCCGGUCAGGAUAAUAAAGCAUUGGACACAUAUGCAACGUUGCCACGUAGAAAUAGAAAUAAACUGACGAUCUCGAAAGCUGGAGAAAAGACGGACAAGACGAAUAACAGUAGACCCGGUAGUCGCGACGCUAGUCUCAGUAGAUCCGUCGAAAAGAAAGUUAUCGGCGGUAAGGAUUCGAAUUCCGUUCACUGCAAAAGCUUGCCGCCAUAUCCUAGACAAAGAAUUGUGGAAAAGACUCGUAUCUAUCAUGAGACCAGCGCGCAGACCGGUUUGACCGGGCAGGAUAUCGAGAACGUGAUGUCCGGCCAACCAAGCGCCAUCGUCGGACCCGAGGUGAUCGAAAGAUUGCACAAGAGUUGCCAAACAGAGGAUGCGUGGAGCGACGUACAAGUCUUGCAGGAUAAUUUGAGACGAUUGAAUGAGGAGAACAAUGAACGACGGCAAGAAAACGAGAGACUGAAGCUUGAGUUAGCCGAAGCAAAUCGUCUUUUAGAAGAAGAACGAGCCGAUCACGCAUUUGCGCGUCAAGAACUCGAUAAAAAUGCGCAACGGAUACUGGCUAUGCUGGGCACUCCACAAUCAGAACACGCAGAGGGCAGCGACAGCUUUCUCGAGCUCGAAUGUCAUAUACAAUCCUCGGGCCAAGUUGUUGCUAAUCAGCAAGUCGAAAUAGCUGAUUUGCAAUCGCUUUGUCGUAUGUUGAGCAGGGAUCUAGAGAAAAGUUUAGCCGCGCAAAAAGCCUUGCUACAACAACAGCAAGAAUUAGAGGCCGAGUCAGCUGAGAUGCAAGAUUUCCUCCAAGAAGAGAAAGCUACUCUGGCGGAUGCACUUAAGGACGCCGAAUCAGAGCUCAAGAAGAAAGAGGAGACUUUAAUUCAACGACAAGCGGAAUUAGAAAGACAAACGGAGGAGUGUAAACACUUAGUACGAAUUAGCGAACAAAGAAGGCAGGAGAAUUUAUCAAUGAGUAUGAAAUUGAAUGCUGUCGAACGAAGAAGUAGGGAACUUUUACUAACUCAAGGCGCUGCCAUGUCCGGAGCAGCUGUUGCUCUCUCUGGACUUAGCACUAGAUUAGAAGGAUUGAUAGAUCAAUUAAUCGCUUCUUAUAAUAUUUCGAUAAAGGAUCUUGAGGACGUCAUAUAUCAUAACGAAGCCUAUAGCAGAAGUAAUAGUAGCAUGGAGUCUAGUCCAGUUCACUCUAAGCAGAAUUUAAAGGAACGUACGCCAAGUCCGAAAAGCGGAUCCUUUGUUUCCGCGGUAAUUAGUGCUAUUCGAAACGCCGCGACACAUCCAUUCGCGACGAGAAACAACAUUGACAAAAAGUCCAACCUAGAUUCAUCCAAACAGAUUUACAAAGAAUUAAGCAUGGAAUCGUCAUCUGACUUGCUCGAUUUUGAAACCGAGCCAUGUCUGAUGAUGGAAAGUGUUCUGGAAGAUGUACCUUUGCCCGAUACAUAUUCUCACAACAUGGUAUCGAGCAGCGAUUCUCUUCGCAGAGCUUUAAGUUUUCCCGAAACGACGGACGAGCAUAACAUGAGGAAGACGAAGAUAGGCGACGAUUGUACUAGUCUCAUGAAUCUCACUCAGGCCAUCUUACAUCGUCGUAAGGUGGAAGAUGAGGGUGAUGACGAUUGUGAUUCCAUAAGCGAAUCUGACACCGGGACUAAUGACGGUCCUGUACCUUUGACGGAUUAUUGUCCAUCUGUGGAUUUGGUCGAUCAAGUGAUUGAAGUGGAUAAUCUCGUUACCAAACUUCUGAAGGUACUACGUAUCAUACAGCUUGAUAACGAUACAUGUAUACAGGAAUUGAAAGAAGAGAAAUCUAGCUUGGAGAUAAAAUUAGAAGCUACCAUGACAGAAUUGAACGAGCUUCGCAAAAUUGUUGAUAAUCUGCAUCAGUCGCCGGAAGAAGUUCUGAACAAUGUGUCAGAUCGGCGACGUAGCGUCGUGGAAAAUUGUCGGAUUCUGCUCAAAGAGGCGGGUAAGGAGGAAUUAAAAUUUGACGAGGCUGUACUUGCUAUUAAUAGCGGUCCCAGUGAAGUAGACUGCGAAGAUCUCAAUGCGAACGAAGCGCAACUUCCAUUUAAUGUAUCUUUAAUAUCUUUUUAGUUUCGUAUAUAUUUUUCCUAACAAUGUAUAACAUUAUAUGAACAAUUUCAAGACUUAAGAAUGUCAAGUUCUGAAUUAGUAUUGACUACAUUAAGUAUAUGUUGACGAAUGGUUUAUAUAUAUUGUUAAUCACGAAAACUCUACUGAAACUUUCAAUUUUGAUGUGAACAAGUUUUUCAGAAAGUUUUGUGAUGACUUAUGUAUUUAAAUCAUAUCUUUUCUUUCUAUUUAUUACAUUUAUUAUGUUUUGUAUCUAUUCGUUUUUCUAUUAUAUUUUCUAUUUUAUCGUUUAAUUUCGAGGAUUGAAGUGAAUAUAUAUACAAUAUUGCAUGUCAAAAUCGAAAAGAAGGAAAAGUUAAUUGGAUUAAAUUUGGAUGACCAUAAACUCACUGCUGUUUUUAAAAUAUAUAUAAUCGUACAUUUAAAAACAACUAUUCCAAAAAAUAAAUAAUUGUAGUUAAAAUUACGUUCAAUUGUAAUUAUCAUAUAGUCUACAAAAGGAUACCAGAGAAUAUUUUAUUUUACCGAUUUUAUAUUGCAUAUUUUUUCAUACCAGUGUUGGGCAAAAUACAUGAAUAAUGAUUGAUAAUUCUAAAGAUGUAUUUAUAAAUGUAUCAGUGUAUACCAAAUACACAAAUGUUAUUAAAAUGCAUAUAUAAUAAAAAAUACAUAUUGUAUAAUAUGCUAAUAUAUUUCCUAUGAAGAUAUAUAAUUGUAAAUCGUGUUUAUCAUUAUUCGCAAAUAUAUUUAACCCAAUACUGGUUCCCACUGAAUACAAUUCAUCUUGUAGAAUUUUAUCUUGGACGAUAAAAAUCAAUAUAAAUCUCUAUAAAAUAUUUAAAAUCUAGACUUGUGAGUAAAAUAACGACAUUAUAAUUUUCAUGGCGAAAUAAACAGGGUAUCUUCCUAUUACAAUAAUAAAAACAUUAGUAUUUAAUGAAGAAUAUGACAAAUGCAAAAUACUAUCAUCUAAAAUGAAAGGAUGGAAUUUUAAUAACUAAUCAUGUACGUAUAAUCAUGCACCACUUCUAUAUUACCGUCAUUACUGCAAAGAAGCUAAGAAAAUAAAUAGCGAAAUAUUUUGUAACAAAUCAUAGAUAUAAAAAUGCAUAAGAGAGAGAAACUUCUUAAUAGAUGAAAACUAGAAAAAAUA
This is a messenger RNA of Formica exsecta, 4599 nucleotides long. RefSeq lists its product as uncharacterized. The record is from RefSeq and is a predicted model, not a curated record. NCBI's taxonomy places the organism in Eukaryota, Metazoa, Arthropoda, Insecta, Hymenoptera, Formicidae. Bases 159 to 3446 code for a protein of 1095 amino acids. The transcript is spliced from 12 exons.